Trichoplusia ni (cabbage looper) is the source of this 1249-nucleotide messenger RNA. RefSeq names its product 12 kDa FK506-binding protein-like (gene Fkbp12). The coding region runs from base 125 to 451 and encodes 108 amino acids. Gene Ontology annotation, molecular function: peptidyl-prolyl cis-trans isomerase activity. The transcript has 3 exons. NCBI's taxonomy places the organism in Eukaryota, Metazoa, Arthropoda, Insecta, Lepidoptera, Noctuidae. The record is from RefSeq and is a predicted model, not a curated record.
GAGAGUAAAAUUCCGAAUCCGCCGCCGCCAUCAUAGAUAAAAUCGGCGUAUUGGAACUUGAGAGUGAAGCCGCAGCGCGUGGUAUUAGAUUAAUAUAUUAAUUUGUAAAUAAAUUAACACCACCAUGGGAGUCAACGUGGAAACUAUUUCACCUGGAGAUGAAUCCACCUACCCCAAGUCGGGACAGACUGUUGUGGUGCACUACACAGGCACUCUGACCAAUGGAAAGAAGUUUGACUCCUCCCGGGACCGUGGCAAGCCUUUCAAGUUCAGGAUUGGCAAGGGAGAGGUCAUCAGAGGCUGGGAUGAGGGUGUUGCCAAGAUGUCAGUCGGUGAGCGCGCCAAACUGACGUGCUCCCCUGACUUCGCCUACGGCCAACAGGGCCACCCUGGAGUCAUCCCACCAAACUCCACUCUCGUAUUCGACGUGGAACUUCUCCGCCUCGAAUAAACACCGCAAUACCUAUAUAUUAACAUUAGUCAUUAUCUGAUUCGCAUCUCUAUGUAUAACUCAACCUUCUAUGAGUGUAUAGCGAAAGAUCGCAUUUCAAACUGCCAACAUUAAUGAAUUUUCCUUGAAUUUUAUACGCUAUUUUUCAAUGUGGCAACACGUAUUUACGAUACUAAGUACUGCACAAUUUUGUGAGUAAAGUCGAUACUUAAGUAUGAAUUAAGACAAUUUAAUAACUACAGUUCACUCUCACAAUAUAUUUACUUUUUUUAUUACACAUCAUAUAGACUUUGAAUAUACUACAUUUUAGUCUUCCUUAUUAGGAAACGAAAAUUUAAUAGUUCUCAAAACUUAAGAAUUAGAUUCUAAAAGGCGGAUCUUAGCAUUGAUGACAUUCCUUGUGCAUUUUGGAUUACUAGAAUCUUAAUAUUGUCAUAGUAGAGGGUAUGUAUCAUUUAACUAUCGGCUGGUCCGUUAAUGAGUGCAAAAAACCAAGCAUUCAUAUCGAAAAUAUUGUGACAUGAUUAAACAUCAUGCUAUGAACGCAUUAAAAAUACGUAUUUGCAGCCGAUAUUUUAAUUAACAUACACCAUAAUAGUAACAUUUAAUAAUCGUUCUCUUUUGAAAAUAUAUAAUAGAUCUAUAGAAUUUUAAUCUGCAUUAAAAUGUUUUAACAAGCUAUGUCCCAAACUGUAUAUAAUUUAUACACAUGCUAUGUGUUUCAUCUGGAUGUGUGGUAGGUAAAGGUGUUUUCAAUAUAGCUUUAUCGAACUAAGAUAAAUAAACUUAUUGUGGAAA